AAUAAUUUUUAUUGUAUUGAAAAAGUAUUACUUCCCAUUCUCAAGAGUCAAGAACCAACCACCGACCGAACAUAGUUGUGUUGCUGCUUAGAGAAAGUAAAAACAAAUAAAAUGAAUCCUCUAAUUUGGCACAAAGUGGCCGCGGUUUCAGGUGUAGCAGCACUUGGAUUAGGCACUUAUGGUGCGCACGCUUUCAAGCCCCAAAACCCUUCUUACAAAGAUGUUUGGCAUACAGCAUCGCUUUACCAUUUGGUUCAUACCGCUGCAUUACUUUCAGCUCCAAUUACAAAAAAUCCCAAUCUUUUUGGAGGGCUUCUAACAGCUGGAAUCUUGGCUUUCUCUGGGACGUGUUAUACGGUUGCAUUUCUUGAAGACAGAAAAUACUCAACCUUGGCUCCAUUUGGCGGCUUUGCAUUUAUAGCAGCCUGGGGAAGCUUGUUUUUCUGAUGACUUCAUCGUUUUGGAAUGUGCUGCUACAACAUCUAUCCAAUGUUUGUUAAUAAGAAAUUAUAAUAUCAAUGUAUUUGACAAUUGAUUAGCCCACAUACCUCAUAUUUGUAAGUAUUUUUGUGUUUAUGUUGCCAAUGUUUCAUCAUGAUCUUGAAGUCUAUUUAUGUACACAGUUAUCUUUCAUUGGAUGAUGUUCUUGAAAGAUUUGAAGUUUUCUGUUAA
Molecule: messenger RNA, 672 nt
Organism: Lathyrus oleraceus (garden pea)
Lineage: Eukaryota; Viridiplantae; Streptophyta; Magnoliopsida; Fabales; Fabaceae
Exons: 5
Coding region: 112-447 (111 amino acids)
Cellular component (GO): membrane
Source: RefSeq, a predicted model, not a curated record